GCUUGGGAAUCUAAGAUCAAGACGACUGCAGGCAGCAACGGGACGUAGAUAUGAAUCUUCGAGAUCUGCAAUUCGGAGAUUUAAGAACCGCGUUAGCUUAACGGACAAGCCUCACCUGUCGGCUCCUCUAUUAUAUCCCAUAUCAUAAAACAUGACAACUUAACUACUUUUACUUACAUAGCUUUGGUUUCUUUUCUUCUUUAGUUAAGCGUAUUGGUGACGAAAUGCCGUUAAAAGGAAUCCAAGAUUUGCCAUUUUACCUUCUUCUUCUUCUUCUCUUCUCAACCCCCUCCGCCCUCAUCCCUUCUUCUCUCAGCUUCCUACCCUUUCCCCAUUGCUAAAGGGGAAUGAAUGAAGACUGAUGAGAUGAAGCUGCCUUCCUAUUUUGCUACAUUUGCCUUCCUGUUUCUGUGUUUCCUUUCAGUAAACGUUGCCGACUUAGACUCAGAUAAGCAAGCCCUCCUGCGAUUUUCUGCCAGGGUUCCUCAUGGUCGGAAACUUAACUGGAGCUCUGCUACUCCGGUAUGCACUUCGUGGGUUGGCAUCAACUGCACCAAGGAUCAAUCCCGUGUGAUGGCUCUCCAUCUUCCUGGUGUUGGACUACAUGGUCCAAUUCCAGCCAAUACACUUGGAAAGUUGGAUGCUCUCAUGAUCCUCAGCCUCCGGUUGAAUAGUCUUAGCGGUAACCUUCCAACGGAUGUACUCUCUCUUCCUUCUCUCCGUUACAUAUACCUUCAGCACAACAACUUUUCAGGUCGCAUUCCUCCAUCUCUCCCUCCCCAUUUGAAUUUCCUUGAUCUCUCCUUCAACUCCUUGUCAGGCACCAUUCCAGCCACAGUUCAAAACUUGACCAACCUCACUGGUUUAGAGCUUCAAAAUAACUCCCUUACAGGACAGAUCCCCAAUUUCAACCUUCCAAGGCUUAAGCUUUUGAAUUUGAGCUACAACAAUUUAAAUGGAUCCAUACCAUCUUCCCUCCACAAUUUCCCUGUUUCUUCUUUUGUAGGAAACCAUAUAUGUGGGCCUCCAUUGAACCAGUGUCUUACAAUCAACCCUUCUUCACCUUCUCCUUCCCCUACUCACUUACCUCCAUCAGCAAAACCAGGGAACUCUCAUAAGAAACUAAGUACAGGUACUAUAAUUGCCAUAUCAGUUGGGGGUUCAGCACUAGUUUUAUUAUUGUUUCUGUUCCUAGUGCUGUGGUGCUUAACUAGAAAGAACUUUCAAGGCAGCUUUACAUCAAAAGCUAAUGGUGGAAGGACCGAAAAACCGAAGGAAGAUUUCGGUAGUGGGGUGCAAGAGGCAGAGAAGAACAAGCUGGUUUUCUUUGAAGGUUGCUCGUAUAAUUUCGAUCUAGAGGAUUUGUUGAGAGCUUCUGCUGAAGUGCUUGGAAAAGGAAGCUAUGGUACAACCUAUAAGGCCAUCUUGGAAGAAGGGACAACAAUGGUUGUAAAGAGAUUGAAAGAAGUAGUUGCAGGGAAAAGAGAAUUUGAACUACAAAUGGAAAAUGUGGGAAGGCUUGGUCACCACCCAAAUCUUGUACCUCUCCGUGCUUAUUACUAUUCCAAGGACGAGAAGCUGCUGGUCUAUGACUAUAUACCAGCUGGCAGCUUUUCCUCAUUAUUGCAUGGAAGCAGGGAAAGUGGACGUCCCUUACCAGACUGGGAUACAAGGUUAAAAAUAUGCUUGGGAGCAGCAAAAGGCAUCACCCAUCUCCAUGCUUCUGGAGGUGGAAAAUUCGUCCAUGGGAACAUCAAGCCCUCCAACGUCCUCCUCACUCAAGACUUGCAUGGCUGCAUUUCUGAUUUCGGAUUGACUUCUCUAAUGAGUUCCCCAACCGUUCCUUCUAGAGCGGUAGGAUACCGAGCUCCCGAGGCGAUAGAAACUCGAAAGUUUACACAAAAGAGUGAUGUCUAUAGUUUCGGUGUGCUUCUCCUAGAGAUGCUGACAGGCAAAGCAGCAGUAGUCCAAACAUCAGGGCAUGAGGAUGUGGUGGACCUCCCGAGGUGGGUUCAGUCAGUUGUGAGAGAGGAAUGGACUGCCGAAGUGUUCGACAUAGAGCUGAUGAAAUACAACGACAUUGAAGAAGAGCUGGUACAGAUGCUUCAGAUAGCAAUGGCAUGUGUGGCAAGGUUGCCGGACGUGAGGCCUAGCAUGGAGGAAGUAACCAGGACGAUUGAAGAAAUCCGAUCAUCUGACUCUGAGAACCGGCCUUCAUCAGAUCAAGAAGUGGCUUAGUUAUUGUGAUUUGCAGGGCCUCCGUCCAUUAUACGUGUGAUGUGAUUAUUUUAGGAUUAGUAGAGAAUGAUUGACAAUAUGUGUAUUGAGUAUUGACCUCUAUACCUAUUCUUCAAUUGCAUUUAUUUUUUUAUUUUUA
Messenger RNA from Gossypium raimondii (Peruvian cotton), 2377 nucleotides. Its product is annotated as probable inactive receptor kinase At5g58300. NCBI's taxonomy places the organism in Eukaryota, Viridiplantae, Streptophyta, Magnoliopsida, Malvales, Malvaceae. The transcript is spliced from 3 exons. The record is from RefSeq and is a predicted model, not a curated record. Bases 352 to 2238 code for a protein of 628 amino acids. Gene Ontology annotation, molecular function: protein kinase activity; ATP binding; protein binding. Gene Ontology annotation, biological process: protein phosphorylation.